Neltuma alba is the source of this 2242-nucleotide messenger RNA. Its product is annotated as rop guanine nucleotide exchange factor 14. The transcript has 8 exons. Lineage: Eukaryota; Viridiplantae; Streptophyta; Magnoliopsida; Fabales; Fabaceae. Bases 321 to 2012 code for a protein of 563 amino acids. Gene Ontology annotation, molecular function: guanyl-nucleotide exchange factor activity. The record is from RefSeq and is a predicted model, not a curated record.
ACAUUCUUACAUUCAAUUUUCUGCUUCAUCUUUCUCUCUCUUACCCCUCAAUAUCAGUAUAUAGCUUCACAUUGCCGCUUUCCGAGCUUAUAGACCAGAACCAUCAUCCUCAUCGCUCUGCUCUCUGUUCGCUCUGCUUCUGCAACAUCUCCUAGCUGAGGGGAAGCAUAAUUGUUGAGAAGGAUUAAUAUAUUUUUUUUUGGGAACAUAUUUGGUUGAAGGACGUGGAAGGACACGGGGGAGUUAUUGUGGUAACAGUGACCCUUCGCAGUAUUUAUAUAUUUUGAACAGUUGACUGGAGAGGGCCAGAAAGAGAAAAGAUGCUGUCUAUGAGAAGAAGACUUGCUUGCUGCAGCAGGGAACGGAAAAUUAGCAUUGAUUUUGACGAAAAAGAAAGGAUUAUGACAUAUGAUGGCCUUGAGAGUUGCAUUCUCAAUAACCAAUCUUUUGAAGAUGAAAGCAGAACUAGUAGGGGAGAUGGAUGUAUAACUGAUUCCAUUGACGAUGGCUACUCCAGCUGUUCAUCAAGCAAGGAUGGUUUUGGAUCGUUCUCUUCAAAAUGUUUGACUAUGAAAAGAGAUGAGCAAGGACUGGAUGAAUGGGAACUCUCCGAGUCUCCCCAACAUUUUUAUGUCAAAGAGAAGAGAUCCUAUACAAUUCAGUAUUCAGAUGUAGAAGCCAUGAAAGAGAAGUUUGCAAAGCUAUUGCUAGGAGAAGAUGUUACAGGAGGAACUAAGGGCCUCAGCACAUCUUUAGCAUUGUCUAAUGCCAUCACAAACCUAGCAGCAACUAUUUUUGGUGAGUUGUGGAAAUUGGAACCCCUUUCCGAAGAAAGGAAGAGCAAAUGGCGAAGGGAAAUGGACUGGUUGUUGUCUCCUACAAAUUACAUGGUCGAGUUAGUUCCCGCUAAGCAAAGUGGUGCCAAUGGGGGGAUGUUUGAGAUAAUGACCCCAAAAGCUCGUGCAGACGUCCACAUGAAUCUUCCAGCUCUUCAGAAGUUGGACUCCAUGCUAAUUGAGGCACUAGAUUCGAUGGUGAAUACAGAGUUUUGGUAUGCAGAGGGUGGAAGCCGGGCGGAAGGAAGGAACACAGGUGCAAAACAAAGCAAAAGAUGGUGGUUACCAUCACCCCAAGUUCCAAAAAAUGGGCUUUCUGACACUGAAAGAAAGAAUCUACUUCAUAGAGGGAGGGUUGUAAAUCAAGUAUACAAGGCCGCCAAAUCUAUCAAUGAAAAUGUGUUGCUUGAAAUGCCAGUACCAACAAUUAUCAAGGACGCCCUUCCAAAGUCUGGAAAGGCAAGCCUUGGAGAGGAACUGUAUAAAGUGUUGACAUCUGAACUAAGCUCUGGGGAGGAAAUGCUUAAAUCUCUUCAAUUGAAAUCUGAACACAGCGCCCUUGAGGCCAUAAACAAAUUAGAAGCUGCAAUAUUUUCAUUGAAAGAGAGAAUGAAGGAAAAAGUUAGUGGCAAAUCCCCGGUUCGAACGUCCUGGUCUUUUACAAAGGAUCCUACGUCAGCUGUGGAUAGGAUGGAGUUACUGCUGGACCGUGCAGAAACACUUGUGCAGCUUCUUAAAACCAGAUACCCAAACCUUCCUCAAACAUUUCUUGAUGCCACUAAAAUUCAAUAUGGCAAGGAUAUUGGGCAUUCCAUUUUGGAAGCAUAUUCCAGGGUUUUGGGAAACUUGGCCUUCAGCAUACUUUCUAGAAUCGGAGAUAUACUGCAAGAAGAUGCUUUAAGCAACCCCAAUUCCCCUGCGGCAACAAGUUGUUCUCCUAGUAUAAGUCUCUCUCAGACUUGGGUGGUUGGUUCGCACAUCAGGCAAUCCCUUAUUGAUAAGAUGAACAAGGCAGAUGGACAGUACUGUGAGUCUAGUUGUGGUAGUAAUUCUGAUUUAGAACUUUCAUCUAUAGACGUCAAGACAAGUUCUGUAACUCAAACACCAAGUCGUAGUCGAGUGUGGUGUAUUGGCAAAGAGGUUUGUACAAGUGCCUCUCCACAAAAUUCGCCAUAAUGGUAUCAAGCCGCAAUUUUUGUAAAGCUUACUUAUUGUCGUUCUUUGUUCAAUGAAGCAGAAGCAAACUGAUAUAGGUUUGCCUUAGCAUUUGUAGACUUUGGGCAUAUGCUCAUUGUUAAGACCUGAGAAUUUUUCUUGUGAGGUAAGUACAAUCCUUAUCAUACAUUAUGGUUGUAUAAAAUUACCUAGCGAUAGAAAUAAUUAUUAGAGUGAGGAAAAUUUGCCAA